Stegostoma tigrinum is the source of this 5860-nucleotide messenger RNA. RefSeq names its product tubulin alpha-1C chain-like. Bases 4475 to 5827 code for a protein of 450 amino acids. NCBI's taxonomy places the organism in Eukaryota, Metazoa, Chordata, Chondrichthyes, Orectolobiformes, Stegostomatidae. Gene Ontology annotation, cellular component: microtubule; cytoplasm. Gene Ontology annotation, molecular function: structural constituent of cytoskeleton; GTP binding. Gene Ontology annotation, biological process: mitotic cell cycle; microtubule cytoskeleton organization. The transcript is spliced from 5 exons. The record is from RefSeq and is a predicted model, not a curated record.
AGCAUCUGCAGUUCCCAUUAUCUCUGAUACCACUUCAACAAGAGGCCCGUGGUUAGUGUAAUUUUGCGGUUUACAAUAUUUACAGCGUAAUUAAAAUGAAAUUUUAUUGAAAUUCAAAUUUAAUGAACUGUUUAUGCAGUUUCACAGUACAAGUAUCCAGCUGUUUAUUGGCACCCUCUCCCAAGUUUCAGUCUUCAUUUUCUAAUGGAGAAGUAGAAGUGAGAGAGCAUUCUGGUGCUAAUUCAAUUCUUGAUUACACAUUUCCAAUGUGGCUCUGAUUCUGGGGAAAUCAUGUUCUUAUUUUAGGGCGGUGUUCUUGUGGUAGACUCAAGAUUACAAUCACAAAUUGAAGCUGACAGAAUUCUAUUUCAAAUCUCAGAAAGAGCUCCUAAUUGGUCCAUGAACACGUUAUUGAUGGUUCUGGAGGGAGAGAUGGCUUUUUAUCCAGACAAAAUAUUCAUGCAGUGCAGAUGUGACGUGUUUUGCAGAGUCUCUGUUUCUCCAGAGUUCUUCAGAUUAAACACAAACCCAAGGCUAACCCAGUCGGGCACCAAUCAACAAAUGCGAUGUCUUGAUAGAGGUAUUGACAUCAUAGGGUACCAUGUCUCCUUGGUAUAGCAUGCAGCACGCCCUGUUGGGAGUCACAUUUCACCAUUUGACUGACUGGUUCAAAGCAGGAGUUUCUCAAUUCUUACACUGAGAAUUGCUCUUGGUAAGUUUUCUCAGCAGAAGUAAGAAGGGCAUAGAUCACCAGAGGGAAGUGAUUGCAGGUUUGGGGGCUCAAUCUGGAAUUCAGUCAUACCCAAAUUGAGGGCACCAUCAAACAAGGGUGAUGCUGUGAUAAAUUAUUCCAAUUGCGCAGUUAGAUCACCUGUAGAACAUUCCAAUCAACCAGACCAUGAAGAUUGCAUGGCCUAGAGAAGCACACUGAGAAAGGUUCCAUGUUGCAGGACGCUGACCACAUCAGCAUUUGUGAUAUUCUGUUAUUAGUGGGUCACUGGGCACUGUGUCUAGUCUUGUUGAUCAACUAUCCUUCAAUCAAAUUGCAAAUCGUAAAACAUCCAUCAAUCAGACCCACAUCAAUUACACCCAUGUCUAUUACAUUCCAAUCAACUCCCGAACACAAUCCAGCAGUCACGGGCAAAAUUUCCAAGUAUAACUUUUCCUCAUUCUCAUACUGUUAGUCAUCCACAAAGCUUCCAUCAAUCAACUACUCACCAAUCAGUAUGAAUCCCAUCUAUAAGACUUGUCUAAAAGAAAUCCCAGUAUUUAGACCCAAUCAAUUAUAUGGGUUUCUCCAAUUUUUUUUCUCAGAUUUCAUCAAUUUUCAUGAAAUUAAAUUCUAAUCAAUCUGCUCCAUUUUCCGUACUAGUAUCAAUCACACUACAUCUAUCAAUCUCCUUAACUAGGAACGAAAAUCAGUUAUUAUGUUUGCAUUAAUCAGAAAAAUCUGGAGGCACAGUAAAUAUAUAAAUAUUGCUUAAACAUUACAAGAAUUUUUGACUCAAUCGCCUUUUCAGGUAGUGAAAUUUCAGGCUCCCACCACCCUCUGGAAGAAAAAAAUUCUUCUGAACUCUCCUCUUAGCUUCUUUCCUUAAAAUCUAUGCCCCCUGGUUAUUGAUCCCUGUACUAGUGGAAAGUCUGCCUUACUAUCCAUCCUAUUUGUGGGCAGCAUGGUGGCUCAGUGGUUAGCACUCCAGGGACCUGGGUUCGAUUCCAGCCUUGGGCGACUGUCUGUGUGGAGUUUGCACAUUCUCCCCGUGUCUGCGUGGGUUUCCUCUGGGUGCUCCGGUUUCCUCCCACAGUCCAAAGAUGUGCAGGUUAGGUGGAUUGGCCAUGUUAAAUUGCCUGUAGUGUUCAGGGUGUGUGGGUUAUAGGGGCAUGGGUCUGGGUGGGAUGCUUCAAGGGGCAGUGUGGACUUGUUGGGCUGAAGGGCCUGUUUCCACACAGUAGGUAAUCUAAUCUAUUUAUGUCCUCUCAUUAUCUGAUACACAGCAAGUCCCCUCUCAACCUUUGCUGCUUCAAGGAAAACAACCUCAGUCUUCAAAUUUUUCUCCUAGCUCAGACCCUCCAGUCUAGACAGAAUCAUGGUAAAUCUCAACUGCACCCUCUGUAAUGCAAUCACAUUUUUCCUAUAAUGUAUUGACCAUGCAGUACUUGAGCUGUGGCCUAACCAGCAUUUUAUUCACAGUCCAAUUUAUUGUUCUUGGAUUCUGAUCCAUUAUUGUGAUGUUCCCAUCUAAUGUUUUUGAGUUUUAAUCCAUGGUUGUGACACUCCAAUGUACUGUUCUCAAUUGAGGCUACUGAUAACAUUAUGAGAUUGCACAUUGAAUUGUGUCUUUUAUCAACAGAAGAGGGAAACUUACUAGGGACACAAUUAGAAUUCAUGGGGACUGACAUUAAUUACAGCUACUGGGCAAACAAUUUCAUUUAACUCUUUAUAAGCCGAGACUUUUAUUUUACUUGACCAGGAACAUUGUGCUGCCCUGGUAGGAUUUGAGGGUUGCUGUGGCCAAGAUUGGCUGAAAUACUAGAAGGACUGACCAUAAUUUUUCAAUCCUACUAUAAUCAAAAUGUGAGUAAUGUAGUCUUGUAUAUGUACAAUUUUGUUAAUAACAGGAGAGAAAAAGCAAUAGAUCACCCACAGAACUCAGACAUAACCUAUGAAAACAUUUAGGAACACUUUCUCAGGCCAUAUUCUAAGAAAUAAAAUAAUUCACCAUACGAGAGGCAUAUAUGAGGUCGUGGUCAAUGUUUGGACCAACUUCACAGGGAGAAAGAAAAAAAAAUAGAUUAUGUGAGUGGAUUUCAGGAGAUUAUGUUUGAAAAUGAAAAGUAUGAGUUCCAAGGUAGUAAUCACCAGUGCCAUGCAGUAGUGAGUAUCGGAAUGGAAGGAUAGAGCAGAUAAGUGCAUGACUAAACAGCUGAUUCAGGACGGGGUAAGUUUUACAUUCUGGAGGCAAGAAACUGUUUCUGGGGGGAGGUGGGUCCUGUGUAGGUUGGACAGGUUACAGGUGAACAGAAUGGGACAGAAUUGGGGUUGAUUUAAUUAGAUUGACAGGAGAUGGAAAACUGGGGAGAAAAGCGGAAAUGAGAUUACAUCAGUGAGUGAGUCUGCAAGGUAGAGGAAUCCUAAGUCAUGUUAAGAAAGAAGGGAUGUUAACAAGGCUAAAUGGAAUGAAUUCUCAUUCAAUGAGUUUGAGGAAUAAGUUAGUUGAGAUAAGACCAUGUGAUAGGCAUGUGAGAAUAUGAUUGGAUCACCCAAUGAUACAGUACAGGAGAGGCUCUUCAGCCCAUCAUGCCUGCAUUGCCAAAAGUACACAGCUAUCUACAUUUUUCUCACUUUCCUGCACUAGGCCUAUGGCAGUAUGUGUUAUGACACUUAAACGGCUGGUCCAAAUCAGAGUAUUGAGGUUUCCUACAUCAAUUAUCUUCCCAAACAGUGCAUUCCAGACCUCCACCAUCCUCUGGUUGAAAAGCCUUUACCUCAAAUCUCGCUAAACCUCUUGGUUUUCUCCUUGAAUUAUAUACCCAUGCCAUUGACUCUUAGACUAAAAGGACCAGAAACUGAGCUAGAAUGGCCAUAUGAAUCCCAUGGCUACUUCACCAGGUCAGAGAUCAAAGUAGGAAGGGUGACCUGUCCUUGGUGAGCUGCACUAUUAGUUUGCUUAAGGCAGCGAGAGUGGGAAUAAAAGCUUGUGUCACAUUUAUUCAGUCCUCUUGGGUACUGGGAGUGAUAACAGAAGUUUGAAAAUGAUACUUCUCGUUAAAAAGCAGGAAUAUAGAGAAUGUAGCUUCAGGCCAUUCUGCCCAACAGUGGUGUUGGGGAUCAAAGUGAGAAUAUAAUUGAAGACAGAACUAUCACAAGGAAGAAAGAACAUUGUUCACUUCUGUGUGGAUAAAGUAGGAACAGCAAAUGGGUUGAAUGAGUGGCAAACAUUUAGCAGGUAGAGUAUAAUGUUAGUGAAUUUGGCAAGGAGUAUACAAAAUCAAAUCAGGGAAGUUGCACAACAGGAAGAUACAGAGAGAAUUACAAAGUGUGCGCGUGGAAAAUAUACAGCAAGUGACUGGGAAAGCAAAUGCGGUUUUUUAAAAAUUCAUUCAUGGAUGCGAGCUUCGCUGAGGACUUUGUACAGUUUUGCUCUCCCUUGUAAAAAGGAGAUAAAUGAAGAAGAGGUUCACUGAUGGGGAAGGGUGGACUGGGAUAGCCCUUUGCCCAUGGGGAUUUGGCAGAAUGAGAGACUUCCCUCAUGAAAUGUACAAGAUGCUCGACCGUCCCCUGGGCUCCCCCGCUUAUAAAAACCAUCCAAUCAGCGCUGCGAACCAACGUUCCUUUUUGUGUUGACGUUUCCCCAGGCAACCAGAUCCCUUUGUCCUCACUGACCAAUCAGAGCUCGAAUUGGCUUCGGAGGAUUCUGUAUAAAUAGCGCGGGGCGCGGUGAGACGCAGCAGAUUUCCAGGAUCACAGGAGAUCAUGCGUGAGUGCCUUUCACUUCACGUUGGCCAGGCCGGUGUGCAGAUCGGCAAUGCCUGCUGGGAGCUGUAUUGCCUGGAGCAUGGCAUCCAGCCGGAUGGACAGAUGCCCAGUGACAAGACCAUCGGAGGAGGGGACGACUCCUUCAACACCUUCUUCAGUGAGACUGGGGCAGGCAAACACGUUCCCCGAGCGGUCUUCAUCGAUCUGGAACCCACUGUGAUCGAUGAGAUCCGCACCGGCACCUACCGACAGCUCUUUCACCCUGAGCAGCUCAUCAGUGGCAAGGAGGACGCAGCGAACAACUACGCCCGGGGCCACUGCUCCGUCGGCAAAGAGAUUGUGGAUCUGGUCUUGGAUCGCGUCCGGAAGGUGGCUGAUCUGUGCACAGGGCUGCAGGGAUUCCUCAUCUUCCACAGUUUCGGGGGUGGCACCGGUUCAGGUUUCACUUCCCUCCUGAUGGAGAGACUCUCUGUUGACUACGGCAAGAAAUCCAAGCUGGAGUUCUCCAUCUACCCCGCUCCCCAGAUCUCCACCGCGGUGGUUGAGCCAUACAACUCAGUGCUUGUCACCCACUGCACCCUCGAGCACUCCGACUGUGCCUUCAUGGUGGACAAUGAAGCCAUUUAUGAUGUUUGUCGACGAAACCUCGACAUUGAGCGACCAACCUACACCAACCUCAACCGUCUCAUUGCACAGGUGGUGUCGUCCAUCACGGCAUCACUCCGGUUUGACGGUGCCCUCGAUGUGGACCUGACAGAGUUCCAGACCAACCUGGUCCCCUAUCCCCGCAUUCACUUCCCUUUGGCAACCUUCGCCCCUCUUAUUUCUGCUGAGAAGGCUUACCAUGAGCAACUCUCAGUGGCUGAGAUCACCAACGCCUGCUUUGAACCAGCCAACCAGAUGGUGAAGUGUGACCCCCGCCAGGGCAAGUACAUGGCGUGCUGCAUGCUGUACCGAGGAGAUGUGGUGCCCAAGGACGUCAACGCUGCCAUCGCCACCAUCAAGACCAAGCGCUCAAUCGCAUUUGUUGACUGGUGCCCAACUGGGUUCAAGGUUGGCAUCAACUACCAGCCCCCGACAGUGGUACCAGGCGGUGACCUGGCGAAGGUGCAGCGGGCCCUCUGUAUGCUGAGCAACACCACCGCCAUUUCCUUGGCCUGGACCCGCCUGAACCUCAAAUUUGACAAGAUGUAUGCCAAGCGAGCCUUUGUCCACUGGUACGUGGGAGAGGGUCUGGAGGAAGGGGAGUUACAGGAUGCACGGGAAGACAUGGCCUCACUCGAGAAGGAUUACGAGGAGGUGGGGGUCGACUCUGCUUCGCUGGACAGGAAAGGCGAGGAGGAAGAAUAAGAUUUAUGAAUUUAUACAGUUUAAUUGUUUAAC